GCGGGUCUAAACCGCCAGAAACAACACAGAAGAAGAAAGUCACUUUCUCUUCCGGUCUCCACCGGAUGUUUUGGUCUCUUGGAGCGAGGACCGCUGAGAAACAGCCAGAAUGGAGAACACAUAUAAAAUGACGGACAGAGACAUCCGGCAGAUGAUACACCUCCGUGCCACCAACGCUGACAUCUUCACCGGACGCAAGCACUCUGCGCUGAGAGGCUGGAGGGCCAUCAGGAAGGAGAUGGGCAUCCAGCGAGUGAUGACCGCCCAGCAGCUGAAGAAGAAGUGGGUCAACCUGAAACACAAGUACAGGUUGCUGAAGAACCCUCCGGUGGGCAUGCAGAUGUCCACCAGCUCAUGGCGCUGGUUCCAGCUGAUGGACGAGGCCAUGACCGGCCGCCUGGCCGGGACCGCCGCCGUCCUACGUCCGUCCGCGUCCAGUGAUGACGAGGAGGACGUCUUAGUCGCCCCGCCGCCGCCUAUGCUCCUUCUGCCCAAAGCAGAAGCGUCUUUUUCUGGACUGCCUGCGGUCGAGUCGGGGAUCGUGAAGGACGUCGGGACGCUGCGGGGCAUCCUGCAGAUCGGGGGGAGCGUCGCGGCCGAGAGCAGAACCGGGUCGCCUGCUGAGGCCGUGGCGGCCGGACGGGACGCAGAUCACUUGAGAAGCAUCGAUUGUGAGCCGGCUGUGAUAGAGGGCCCACCUGCCGUCAACAAGAGCCAGACCGCCAUACUGUUUGGCACCUUAGUGCCCGAGCAGACGGCGUCCUCCUUCGGAGGCGGCACCGGGAGGGACGGCGGGGCCACUUGUCGGCUGGAAGAGCUCCACACAGAGUGGCGAGCUCUGGAGAGAGAGCAGGCCGAGUUUGACCGAGAGCUGAUCGCUUUGGAGCGAGACAAGGAGGCGCUGAACAGAGACACGGCCGCUCUAGAGAGAGACAGAGCGGCUGUAGAGAGAGACAGGAGAGCCGUGGAGAGAGACCGAGUGGUUCUGGAACAAGACCGAGUGGUUCUGGACAGAGACCGAGUGGUUCUGGACAGAGACCGAGCGUUCCUGGACAGAGACCGAGCGUUCCUGGACAGAGACCGAGUGUUCCUGGAGAGAUCCAGAGAGGACUUGGAAAGAGAGAGAGCGCUGCUGAGGAGAGAGAGGGCCGUCCUGCAGAGGGAGGGACCAGCUGUGGACGAGGAUCCGGCCGAGGUGACCACAGAGAAGGAAGUGGUGCCGAAAACUAGGUUCCUCCAGAGGCUGAUGGCUGCGGACCUGGACCCGGACCAGCUGGAGACCAGGCAGAGACUGGUGGGUUUGUUCCAGAGGCUUGUUGAGAAGCUGUGAAUGUUGUCUGAUGGAGAACACUUUCUCACAACUAUUUCAUGUUCCGUUUUGUGUCAAUAAAGACUCAAUAUUCAUCUUUAAUAUUUUAGACAUUUCAUCUUGACUAUGUCUUGUUUUGGUGUUUGUUACAUAUUCAGUGCCAAAAGAACUCAUGUACAUAAUAAAAUAAAUUAUAAACAGCAAGUGU
Pungitius pungitius (ninespine stickleback) is the source of this 1517-nucleotide messenger RNA. RefSeq lists its product as uncharacterized. Lineage: Eukaryota; Metazoa; Chordata; Actinopteri; Perciformes; Gasterosteidae. The transcript is spliced from 4 exons. The record is from RefSeq and is a predicted model, not a curated record. Bases 110 to 1330 code for a protein of 406 amino acids.